This is a messenger RNA of Thalassophryne amazonica, 1410 nucleotides long. RefSeq names its product N-acetyllactosaminide beta-1,3-N-acetylglucosaminyltransferase 2-like. Bases 1 to 1410 code for a protein of 469 amino acids. Gene Ontology annotation, molecular function: hexosyltransferase activity. The transcript has a single exon. Lineage: Eukaryota; Metazoa; Chordata; Actinopteri; Batrachoidiformes; Batrachoididae. The record is from RefSeq and is a predicted model, not a curated record. Gene Ontology annotation, cellular component: membrane.
AUGGCACGGUGCUUCUGUCGCUGGCGGAACAUGUUAAUCUGUGUGUGUACACCAUGCAUGACUGUGAUGCUGUUUUUUGUGUACAUCACUGUGGCACUGUACACCAACCUAUCUGCUUCUAUGAGGGACUUAGAGAGUACUGUGCACCACCUGCUCCAACAACAAAUUCACUUUGUGGCUCCAGGAACUAUUAAAAAUGAGAGUUUUGCACCACUCCCUAAAACUUUCUGGGACCUUCAGCCACAUGGAAAUGCAAUUUGGAACCAGCUGCAGAUUGCCAUUGACCGCUCCAUCAAUCCCAUCCUGCAUCCCAACAGGAGGAGGUUCAUCAAAAAUAGAGAUGACGAGCUACUCAUGAAUAAAAUCUCUCUGUUUACUAAUUCAGUCAUAGUUAAUGAUUCUGACAAUCUUCCACAGCAGAUACGAAGAUUUUUGACCCACAUGCACAGAAGGGACUAUCCAAUCCUCAUCCAUCCGAGUGGAAUGUGUGGAGUGGGGUCAAAUAAAGAUAAGGGGCGUCCUCUUCUUCUCUUUGCCAUCAAAACAACAGUGGACGACUUUAAGAACCGGCAUGCUAUUCGAAACACCUGGGCUAAGGUUGGCUGGGUGGCAGGGCAGAGAAGAAACAGCAGCACAGGAAGAAAAGGCGGAGCUUACAUCCGCAGGGUGUUCCUGCUCGGUAAACAAAACACUCAGAAGAUGGGCGUGGAUCAUUCUGAGUUACUACAGAUGGAGAAUGACCAUCAUGGAGAUAUUCUCCAGUGGGACUUUGAGGACACAUUCUUCAACUUAACCUUGAAAGAUGUGCUCUUCUGGAGCUGGUUCUCAAGUUUCUGCAAAGGGACUCACUUUGUCUUUAAAGGAGAUGAUGACGUCUUUGUUAACACCCCAGCUAUGAUCGAUUAUCUCCACAGUCAGCUAACGAAGCCCAACACAACCGACACCAUGAGGGACUUCAUGGUGGGAGACGUCAUAAAUGCAGCAAUGCCAAUCCGUGAAAACAACUCAAAGUACUUUAUCCCAGAAUCGUUCUACAAGGGCGUCUUUCCUUCAUAUGCAGGUGGCGGAGGGGUGGUGUAUUCAGGCCUGCUGGCCAAAAGGCUGCACCACGUAUCUAAACGGGUUCACCUGUUCCCCAUUGAUGAUGUUUAUGUAGGGAUGUGCGUGCUCAGACUGAACGCGUCACCCAUCGUUCAUCCCGCCUUCUUAACCUUUGAUUUCCAAAAAGGUGAGAAGCUGCACAAAUGUACAUAUCACACCAUCUUACUGGUCCGCAAGCGAAACCCUGCUGAGAUCCUUAAACUGUGGGCUUAUAUGAAAAAGAGACAGCAGCAGUGCUGGCACGUCAGGCUGAGGGACAAAGAGACAGCGCGUUACCAAAGACUGCACCACACCGCUGAUUUCAUUUAA